AUGGCGGGUUCUCCGCUUGAACGAGAAGCCACGCCGGAAGUCGAGCUGCUUGAAGAAGACAUUGCCAAAUGCGUCUUGAGGAAGAUUGACUGGCGACUCAUACCGCUCAUGUUCAUCACAUACAAUCUCAAUUUCAUGGACAAAACCAUUCUAUCCUCGGCUUCGGUAUUUGGUCUGCGGGAGGACACCCAUCUGAAAGGCCAACAAUACUCAUGGGUUUCCAGUGUCUUUUACUUUGGCUAUUUCUUUUGGGAAUACCCAACUACAUAUCUCAUUACUCGGCUCCCUGUAGCAAAAUAUCUCGCUGUCAACACAUUUGUCUGGGGCGCUGUCGUGGCUCUCACAGCUGCGUGCAGUAGCUAUGGCGGUUUGAUCACGGUGAGAUUCCUGCUUGGUGUGGCUGAAGCCACUAUUACCCCGGCUUUCCUUUUCAUUACAAGUACUUGGUACACCAGAGACGAGAUCCCCACCCGCACAGGUCUGUGGUUUGCGGGCAAUUCUGUGGGCGGUCUUGUUGCAUCGUUUCUAGCAUACGGUGUAGGCCACGUCAAGGACUCCCUCGCGCCCUGGAUUUGGAUGUACAUCAUCCUUGGGUCUCUGACAUUCCUCUGGGGUAUCCCUAUGCUCCUGUUCCUACCCGACAGCAUUGCGACAGCCAAGUUCCUCACUGAAGAAGAGCGCAAGCUUGCAGCACGUCGCGUCGUCCUAGAGGGAACAGGGAGGACGGAUAACACUAGAUGGAAGCUCGAUCAAGCGCUCGAGUGUCUCCGCGACCCCAAGACGUGGAUCAUCUUCAGCAUGAGUCUGCUGACGCAAAUCCCCAACGGCGGAACCCAGAACUUCGGGAACCUAGUGAUCAAGAGCUUCGGAUUCACAAGCCUACAAUCGACUCUUCUCGUCAUCCCAGCGUCUGUCAUCGCAGCCGGCACGAUUGCAGGGACAGGGUGGAUCGCCGGCCGCUUCCGCCAGAUGAAUUGCAUCCUGAUCAUCUGCGUUGUCGUCCCUGCCGUAGUCGGCAGCUCGCUGAUAUACGUCCGACCACGCACUUCCUCUGGCGUGCAGCUCCUUGGCUACUUCCUGCUCUCCACGGGACCGGGCGCAAUCCCACUCCUCAUGUCGCUCGUCGGCGCAAACUACAAGGGCGUCACCAAGAAAAUGACAAUGACUGCCCUCCUCUUCAUCGCGUACUGCGCAGGCAACAUCGCAGGGCCGCAGUUCUUUCGCUCAAGCGAGGCACCCCACUACAACACCGCGUUCAAGGCCAUCUUGGUCUGCUAUUGCUUGGUGGUAGGGCUGGCGGUGGUGUUGAGGCUGUAUCUGCAGUGGCUCAACGCCAAGCGAGAGAGAGAAGAGGGUGUCCAAGGCUGCGCGGGGUCUGCAGGCGUGCUAGCCGGCAAGGUCGCCGACAAUGACGCAGACCGCAGUGCGAGCGUGGCUGAGGUGGAUUGGCAAGCCGACGACUUUGACGAUGUCACGGACUGGAAGACAUUUGGUUUUAGGUAUCGUCUAUAG
Messenger RNA from Ascochyta rabiei, 1512 nucleotides. RefSeq lists its product as uncharacterized. Gene Ontology annotation, cellular component: plasma membrane. The transcript is spliced from 3 exons. Gene Ontology annotation, biological process: allantoate transport; tripeptide transport; dipeptide transport. Gene Ontology annotation, molecular function: dipeptide transmembrane transporter activity; allantoate transmembrane transporter activity. The record is from RefSeq and is a predicted model, not a curated record. Lineage: Eukaryota; Fungi; Ascomycota; Dothideomycetes; Pleosporales; Didymellaceae. Bases 1 to 1512 code for a protein of 503 amino acids.